Molecule: messenger RNA, 3080 nt
Organism: Carassius gibelio (silver crucian carp)
Lineage: Eukaryota; Metazoa; Chordata; Actinopteri; Cypriniformes; Cyprinidae
Gene: ahcyl2b
Product: adenosylhomocysteinase like 2b
Exons: 17
Coding region: 83-1849 (588 amino acids)
Biological process (GO): L-methionine cycle
Cellular component (GO): cytosol
Source: RefSeq, a predicted model, not a curated record
UCAUACCAACGUGCGUAUCUGUUCGUGUGUCGGUUCUCUCUGUCGAGAAAAAAAAAAAAAAAGCACCGUGCGGUUCACAGCGAUGUCAGUCCAGGCUGUGGCAGCGAAAAUGGCUGAGGUCGAAUUAAAAGACGUGGCCGGUAAAGACGCUUCCCCCGCCAUAUCUCCGCUGACACCGAAGGCAGAGGAGAAGAAGAGUGAAAAUAACUCGAGUUCGUCGACAGCAGCGGCGUUGGAGCCGAGUCCGGUGACCACCGCUCCGAACCCCGUGAAGAUGCCGCAGGCGUCCGCGAUGAAGCGGUCGGAUCCGCAGCAGAACGGCGGCGAGGCGUUUAUCAACUGCGACGGCACCGUGGCCGAGGCACCGCGAAUGAAAAAGAUCCAGUUUGCAGACCAGAAGCUGGAGUUCAACAAACGUCCCACCAAGAUCGGCCGCAGGUCUUUGUCUCGCUCCAUCUCACAGUCUUCUACAGACAGUUACAGCUCAGCUGCCUCAUACACUGACAGCUCCGAUGAUGAAACCUCUCCCCGUGACAAACAGCAGAAGAACUCGAAGGGCAAUGCAGACUUCUGCAUCAAGAACAUCAAGCAGGCCGACUUCGGACGCAGGGAGAUUGAGAUUGCCGAGCAAGAGAUGCCUGCUCUCAUGGCUUUGAGGAAGAGAGCCCAGGGAGAGAAGCCAUUGGCUGGAGCCAAAAUUGUGGGUUGCACCCACAUCACUGCUCAGACUGCUGUGUUGAUGGAGACCCUCUCUGCUCUGGGCGCUCAGUGCAGGUGGGCCGCCUGUAAUAUCUACUCCACUCAAAACGAGGUAGCAGCCGCUCUGGCCGAAGGAGGUUUCUCAGUGUUUGCCUGGAAGGGCGAAUCGGAGGAUGAUUUCUGGUGGUGUAUCGAUCGCUGUGUUAACGUGGAAGGCUGGCAGCCCAACAUGAUUUUAGAUGAUGGAGGAGAUUUGACUCACUGGAUCUAUAAGAAAUAUCCCAACAUGUUCAAAAAGAUUAAAGGCAUCGUAGAGGAGAGCGUGACUGGAGUUCACAGGCUUUACCAGCUGUCAAAGGCUGGUAAGCUGUGUGUUCCCGCGAUGAAUGUUAACGAUUCAGUAACCAAGCAGAAGUUUGACAACCUCUACUGCUGCCGGGAGUCCAUCUUGGAUGGUCUAAAGAGGACCACAGAUGUGAUGUUUGGAGGGAAGCAGGUGGUGGUGUGUGGAUAUGGAGAGGUUGGAAAAGGCUGCAGUGCUGCUCUCAAAGCGAUGGGCUCCAUCGUCUACGUCACUGAGAUCGACCCCAUCUGUGCCCUACAGGCCUGCAUGGAUGGCUUCAGGCUGGUAAAACUGAACGAAGUCAUCCGACAAGUCGACAUCGUCAUCACCUGCACAGGCAAUAAAAACGUGGUAGUACGAGAGUACAUGGAUCGCAUGAAGAAUGGCUGUAUUGUCUGCAACAUGGGCCACUCCAACACUGAGAUCGAUGUGGCCAGUCUGCGAACCCCUGAACUGACCUGGGAGCGGGUGAGGUCACAGGUGGAUCAUGUGAUCUGGCCGGAUGGAAAGAGAAUAGUGCUGCUGGCAGAGGGUCGCCUCCUAAACCUGAGCUGCUCCACUGUUCCUACCUUUGUGCUGUCCAUCACCGCUACUACCCAGGCACUGGCUCUGAUAGAGCUGUACAAUGCUCCUGAAGGCCGCUACAAACAGGAUGUCUACCUGCUGCCUAAAAAAAUGGAUGAGUACGUGGCCAGCCUUCAUCUCCCUACUUUUGAUGCACAUUUGACUGAACUGUCUGAUGAACAGGCCAAAUACCUCGGCCUGAACAAGAACGGACCCUUUAAGCCAAACUACUACAGGUACUAGACCCAUUCCCUGGUGGGAAACGAAGACUUAAGAAAUUACCAAGACUCCAUAAUUUCAUACAGACUAAGAGCUGUGUGUCACAGCCUGCAUUUGGAGGGGAGGGAGAAGCCCUGAUCUGAUUGGUUGGGUGUGAAGGGCGUGGCUAAUUAUCGCUACGGCAGUGUUUAUUUAUUUUAUGCUAGAAUAACAUAGCUAACCUUUUAUGAGCUGCUACUGCCAGUGGCGAACCUAGCAACGUUUCCAUGGAAAUUUCGCCAUUUCAUCUUUUCUUAGCUUCAUAUGUUAGUUUUACGUAAUCCAUUUAGAGAUCUUUUAUUGUUUAAUUAAAGUUCCGGUAAAGAUGAAAAAAAACAAUGUUCAAUCAUACCUGAUGAUUUAGUAAUGGACAUGCCACAUUGUCCUGUUCUCGUUUUCUACAUGUGAUUUUUAUUUUCCUUUAUAUAAUAUAGGGGGUGGGGCAAAAUUACGGUCAGGCGCAGGGUUUCAAAUCAUUCUUUUUAGUUGAUCACACUAUUCUGUUGUUUAUUUUUUAAAACUUGUAUUAAUUUUUACAGCAAAUUUAAAUUUUUUUGCGCUCUCGGUCCUAAAUAAAAGCUGUUAAAAUUUCACUGGAUUGUGAAGAUUUGGGGGCGGGGCUUAUCCCCUCCAUUCAGUCAUACUGGAAUCUUAUUGGCUGAGGCAUUAGCUUUUCAAAUUUCCCUUUCAGACGCAACAUCCUCCCAAAACACUGUUUCCAACAACUCCAGUAUUGAUGUUUGAGAUCGAAAUGCUCAAUCUAUCCACAUUAUUGCUGAAACUCGUCAGGCUGUGUAAUCAAAGGGGGUAUAUAAAGAUAUUUAUACUAUUAUUAUUUUUUUUUUCCUUCUUCUGCCAUCAACUUUUGUUCCAAUGAACUCAUCCUCCUCUGUCAUUAUAAAAAUAAGCAAUUUAAUGUUAUAAGAUAUUCUAGUGUAAUAUGAAAUUUAAUGAAACCCUUGUUUUAUAUACUGUGAAGUAGAGCCUAUUUCAAUGAGAUACCAAAUGUACAGUUAAUCCGGUACCGAGUUCCUAUCCAGGUCCUCUGCAGAUUUAUUCUGGAACACAAUGGGAGAGAAAUGUGUGUAAACUGAAGCCAAGACCAACUGUGUACUCAUUUCAGAGGAUAGAAGGUAGUUUUGCUGUUUGCAGGCCUGUAGAGCAAAAGCUGCCUUUGUGACUGGGAUAUUCAAAUAAAAUAAAAUUGGGACCUUUA